CCGCCCGCGGGGAGCCCAGCCCCACGCGCCGGCUCCGGGAUGAGCAGUGCCGCGUGCGCCCCGGGGCCGAGGGACAGCCAGGCCGCCCCGCCCUGGCCCCGAGAGUGAUCAGCAGCCGUUACCGAGCCUUUUCAUGGUUCGCUUGGAUGGGAAUUAAUUCUGGGAUGGAUAAAUAAUGCAUUGAGGUUCGCGUAGUCCAAGGCAAGCCUUCGGUCGGGAGCAAAGGAGAGGGAGCCAAGGGAGUUUCGCCGGUAAAGCCAAGCAGCCAUGGGGGCCCGAGCGGGGCAGGAGGUGCAACUGGGCAAGAGGAAGAGAAAAGGGAAGUGGAUGACAGCAUGAUCGGCACAAGGACGCUGGCCUGGCGGCUUCUGAAAUAUGCUGAGCCCAAAGAUCAGGCAAGCCAGGAGGGCCCGCUCCAAAAGCCUGGUGAUGGGGGAGCAGAGCCGGAGCCCUGGGCGGCCGCCAUGCCCCCACAGGCUGGGCCCCAUACUGAAGGAGGGCUGGCUGAAGAAGCAGAGGAGCAUCAUGAAGAACUGGCAGCCGCGCUGGUUCGUGCUGCGUGGGGAUCAGCUUUUCUACUACAAGGACAAAGAUGAGACCAAGCCCCAGGGAUUUAUUUCUCUACAAGGGACCCGGGUGACUGAACUCCUUCCUGGCCCCGAGGACGCAGGGAAGCACCUCUUUGAGAUCAGCCCAGGUGGUACCGGGGAGCGGGAGAAGGUGCCGGCCAACCCCGAGGCGCUCCUGCUCAUGGCCAGCUCCCAACGUGACAUGGAGGACUGGGUGCAGGCCAUCCGCCGGGUCAUCUGGGCCCCACUUGGCGGAGGUACUGCCCGUAGAUCGCAUGCUCACCCUCUAGAACCCUUGCCUUCAGGAAUUUUUGGGCAGCGCCUGGAGGACACGGUCCACCACGAGCGGAAGUAUGGCCCCCGCCUGGCCCCGCUGUUGGUGGAGCAGUGCGUGGACUUCAUCCGGGAGCGUGGGCUCACUGAGGAGGGGCUCUUCCGCAUGCCGGGCCAGGCCAACCUGGUGAGGGACCUCCAGGAUUCCUUCGACUGUGGGGAGAAACCACUGUUUGACAGCACAACAGACGUGCACACGGUGGCCUCCCUGUUGAAGCUGUACCUGCGGGAGCUCCCCGAGCCUGUGGUCCCCUUCGCCAGGUACGAGGACUUCCUCAGCUGUGCCCAGCUGCUCACCAAGGACGAGGGGGAGGGGACUCUGGAGUUGGCUAAACAAGUGAGCAGCCUUCCCCUGGCCAAUUACAACCUGCUCAGAUAUAUCUGCAAGUUUCUGGAUGAAGUUCAGUCCCACUCAAAUGUUAACAAGAUGAGUGUCCAGAACCUGGCAACCGUUUUUGGACCUAACAUACUCCGGCCACAGCUGGAAGACCCGGUAACCAUCAUGGAAGGCACGUCCCUGGUCCAGCACCUGAUGACCGUCCUGAUCCGCAAACACAGCCAACUCUUCACCUCGAGGGCCGAGGAGGGGCCGGCCUCCCCACGGGGGGGCCCACCGUGCACAGUGGCGUGGGGCUCCGAGGAGGUCCCAAGGGACAGCCAGCCAGAGCCCGGCAGCCCCGGCACCCCCGGCCUGCCAUCACACAGGACCUCUUCUCUGGACGGGGCCACUGUGGCGGCGCUGUCUAGAACCUCCCCCAUGGGUCCAGGUGGCCGAGGCAGCCCCACCACUGCCGCCAGCCCCGGGAAGAAGGUGCAGACUCUGCCCAACUGGAAAUCUUCCUUCUGGCAGCCGGGGGCCCGGUCAGGGAGCCCGAAGGUGGGCAGCUCCUCCCUGGAGGUGCCCAUCAUCUCCUCCGGAGGGAACUGGCUCAUGAACGGGCUGUCCUCCCUGCGCGGCCACCGCCGGGCUUCCUCGGGAGAACGGCUCAAGGACUCUGGCUCUGCGCAGAGACUCUCCACCUACGACAACGUGCCCCCGCCCAGCGGCCUCUUUCCCAGCACUCCCAGUGUGGCCAGCACAGCGUGGUCGGGGGCCUCCUCCUGCGAGGCGUCGGCGGGGGGCUCGCUCAGCAGCUGCACAGCCUGCCGGGCCAGCGACUCGUCCGCCUGCAGCUCCCUGCCCACCGAGGGGGGCCUCGAACCCUCCCCUUUCCCCAGCAGCAGCGAGGACCGCAGAUCCCCGGACCUGGGCCGCGGCCCAGACGAGGUGGGCACCUGCAUCAGCAGCAGCGAGCCCAGUGACCCAGGCAGCCCCAGCCAGGACUAUGCCCGCUGCUCCGAGGCUCUCCAGGGCCUGGUCACAGAGCUCAGGGCGGAGCUGUGCCGGCAGAGGACUGAGUACGAGAUGAGUAUGAAAAGACUCGAAGAAGGUAGUGCCACUCUGAGGAAGCGAAUGUCGCAGCUGGAAGAAGAACUGGACCAGGAAAAGAAAAAGUACACGAUGCUGGAAAUAAAGCUGAGGAACUCGGAGCGGGCCCGGGAAGAUGCGGAGAAGAGGAACCAGCUGCUGCAGAAGGAAAUGGAGGAGUUCUUCUCAACCCUGGGAAGCCUGACCGUUGGGGCAAAAGGGGACAAGGCCCCCAAGUGAGGGAGGGGGAAGAGCUCCCUUCUGCAGCGGUGCUCGCCCGCCCCUGAGCAGAGACGGCCGCCGGCCUCGUGAGGAGCCACGAGGCCCUGCAGCUUGGACCUGGGCCUCAGUGGUGCCAGGAGCUCCAGAGCCAGCUGGAGGGAGGAGUGCUGACACCCCCAGGGGGACUGUCGGGAGCCCAAGCCCCACGUGGGAUCUGGAUGCUGCUCCGGCGGUGCGGGGCCUGGCAGGUGUCAGAGGCGGCAGCCCCGUGACCCACCGAAACAGAUGGCACCUGGGGUCUGAGCAGCCCACAGGGAACAUUUUGCAUUCUUUAUUAAAUCUGCUGUCCUAGCAUGA
Messenger RNA from Lynx canadensis (Canada lynx), 2889 nucleotides. RefSeq names its product Rho GTPase activating protein 22 (gene ARHGAP22). Gene Ontology annotation, molecular function: GTPase activator activity. Gene Ontology annotation, biological process: activation of GTPase activity; signal transduction. Bases 376 to 2550 code for a protein of 724 amino acids. Lineage: Eukaryota; Metazoa; Chordata; Mammalia; Carnivora; Felidae. The transcript has 10 exons. The record is from RefSeq and is a predicted model, not a curated record. Gene Ontology annotation, cellular component: focal adhesion.